Messenger RNA from Archocentrus centrarchus (flier cichlid), 1707 nucleotides. RefSeq names its product tripartite motif containing 55b (gene trim55b). Gene Ontology annotation, molecular function: zinc ion binding. The coding region runs from base 187 to 1302 and encodes 371 amino acids. NCBI's taxonomy places the organism in Eukaryota, Metazoa, Chordata, Actinopteri, Cichliformes, Cichlidae. Gene Ontology annotation, cellular component: cytoplasm. Gene Ontology annotation, biological process: regulation of microtubule cytoskeleton organization. The record is from RefSeq and is a predicted model, not a curated record. The transcript has 8 exons.
CAGCAGUAGCUGCUAAAAAUAGAACUGACACAGAAGAGAUAGGAGUCUACACCCUUCAGGACAAGCGCAGGAGGCCUACAACUCAGCCUGACCACGGGCCCAUGAUAGAUUACUUUCAGAAAGGACUUUUUACUAAACCUAUCACACUAGUUGUUGGCUUAAGUUGUGUGUGAAAUCAUCAACACCAUGGACAACUUGGAGAAACAGCUGAUUUGUCCAAUAUGCCUGGAAAUGUUUACAAAGCCUGUGGUCAUCCUACCCUGCCAGCACAACCUGUGCAGAAAAUGUGCCAGUGAUGUUUUUCAGGCUUCAAACCCAUACCUUCCAACAAGAAGUGGUUCUUUGACAUCUGGUGGCCGUUUCCGAUGCCCAUCCUGCAGACACGAGGUGGUGUUGGACAGGCAUGGUGUUUACGGCCUGCAGAGGAACCUGCUGGUUGAGAAUAUCAUUGACAUGUUCAAGCAGGAGUCCAACAGCAGCAAACCAGCACCAGAGAGAAAGGAGGAAACGCCCAUGUGUGAUGUUCACGAGGAUGAAAAGAUCAACAUUUACUGUGUGACCCACGGUGUGCCUACAUGCUCCAUGUGUAAGGUCUUCGGAGCCCACAAAGACUGUGAGGUCGCCCCCCUCAGCAGCAUCUACCAGACAAAGAAGACGGAGCUGAGUGACGGGAUUGCCAUGAUGGUUGGUAACAACGACAGGAUGCAAGGCAUCAUUAGUCAGCUAGAGGAAGCCUGUCGUGCCAUAGAGGAGAACAGUCGGAGACAGAAGACUCUGGUAUGUGAAAAGUUUGACAAGUUAUACUCUAUCCUGGAGGAGAAAAAGAGGGAGAUGAGUCAGAAGGUGACAGAUGAGCAGGAAGAGAAGGUGAACUAUAUCCGGGGACUGACAAGGAAAUAUGGAGACCAUCUGGAAGAGAGCUGUAAGAUCUUGGAGACGGGGAUCCAGACUAUGGAAGAGCCAGAAAUGGCUUUAUUCCUACAGAACACAAAGCCUCUCCUCAAAAAGAUUGAAGAAGCAUCCGGUGCAGCGCACCUGGAUAAAGUAGAGCGUGGCUAUGAGAGUAUGGAUCGUUACAAAGUUAACUUCAAGAAAGAGGGCAAGGCCCUGCGGAGCAUCGACUUCAUCCAAGAUGAUGAAGACGAAGAUGAAGACGAUGAGGAUGCAGAAGCCGGUGCUGAGGAAGGAGAAGGGACCCAGACUGUUUCUGGAGGUGCUAUUUCAGCUGCCUCUGCCCAACCUUCUGCCCCCCAGCAGAUAAGCUCCUCCCCCAGCGCAGCCACAAGCACUCCCUCCACCUAGCUGUCAGCCCUGACAACACCCAAACCAAGAGUGGGAUGAUUGCUGCUCCUAAAUAUUGACCUCUGGUCAGUUGUGAUACAUUUUUAACCACCCUGGGAAACUUUGAGAAAAAUGUAGGCCCAUGCCAAAGGAAAAAACCUAAGUUAUGUAUGUAGGUCUAAAGGAAAUCACAAGUUUUACUUCUGCUUCUUUUAUUGGGAUUGUGGGAGGGUAUGUCACUGCAUACGGACUGAUUUUAUUUCCUUUUCUCUGAUUAAAAAACUGGGUCCUCCUCUUCAUUUUGGACAUACUUGAUGGCAGGCGAACUUUGACUGUAAAUUGCCUUUUUGCAGAAUUGAGAUGUACUCCAGCAUUUUUUAUGUAGUUGACCUUUUGAGACUGACUGCUUAAACUGCUGCAUUAAAA